Messenger RNA from Aspergillus bombycis, 927 nucleotides. RefSeq lists its product as uncharacterized. Lineage: Eukaryota; Fungi; Ascomycota; Eurotiomycetes; Eurotiales; Aspergillaceae. The record is from RefSeq and is a predicted model, not a curated record. The transcript has 2 exons. The coding region runs from base 1 to 927 and encodes 308 amino acids.
AUGGUGGAAAUUAGAAUAGUUUGCUCCAAAGGCCAGCCGUUAAUCCUGUAUAGUACUGCCUCUAAGUGUUCAGGUCAGGAUUACUCUCAGUAUGGUAUCAAAUGGUCGCCCACGACCCCGACUCAGUUUGUGGAUGCGCCUCCUUCGAUUUAUUUACCUGUACGAGUCACCGCUCGGUCUACGGGGCAGUCUCAUCCGUCUUCGCCACCAAUACAGAUAUAUCCCUUCCUAGCUCUACUUCGCCUGUUUCUUCCACUGCCAGCAUGGCACUUUUGCCUUCCGGAUCCGGUUCCUUCCAACGGCAUUCUCAUUGAUACUUCCCUUUUUGAAUCUCGACAACCCCCUGCGGAGUUGAUCAACCUGCGCUCUACCCCGAUCUGGCGCGCAAGAGACACUCCUCUUUGGUCCCUUUACCGAAUAUAUGAAGCAAUGACUGCGCGCCAAUAUCCGGCUAUAUCCUCGGAAGUAGAAUACUUCUGGGGCCAGGUGCGGCAGUCAUGGGCAGUCUGCUGCAUACCAGACCCUGGUGAUCGUGAUCUUAUUCGGUACGCCAUUCUUGCCUCGAUUGCAGAAGAACUUGCCGAUGCAUUCAACUGGCGGUUGGGCUUGGGACUGCGGCGUGAUAGAACCAAGAACAUCUACCGUAACACGCUAAAUGAUGAACUUCCACCCUUUGACCCGGAAAUCGCUCCUGACUGGACUAAGAAUGUGUCGGCAAUUGGUUACCACUCGAUUCAAAAUUUAUCAGACAGCCUACGAGACUCACCAGGUUUGAUACAAAAUACUUGGGUAGAUUCAUCAAUCCAGUGUCGUGCUAUUUAUGAGUUACGCGCUGUCAAUCGAUGGUUGGUCCUCCGCCCCCGCAAGGAAAUAAAGGACCAACUGUGGUACGGGGUUAUCCUACGCACGUUCUCAUCUGUGCGGUAG